Molecule: messenger RNA, 690 nt
Organism: Acanthosepion pharaonis
Lineage: Eukaryota; Metazoa; Mollusca; Cephalopoda; Sepiida; Sepiidae
Source: the annotation of a GenBank genome assembly
AUGUCUCUCCUUUUUCUCUCACUCUCUAUCUCAUGUCAUUUUUGCCGUCUAUUCUCCGUUGCAUUUUUUUCACGUCGAUUUUCUUUCGUUGCACCGCCCAUUUUCCCGGCCAUCUUCUCGGAUGCUUUGACGUCCGGUGCAUCUUUCUUAUUUUGGUUCAUCUCAAAUUCAUUGCUUUCUUUACUUUCUUUUGUUUUUUUCUUUAUUCAUCUGCUACUUCACUUUAACCCCACUCUAAUUCUCCUCCUCCUCAUUCUCCUACAUUUUCCCUCCUCCCUCUGUUUCUUUAUCUUCUACCUCACUCUUCACCUUCUCUAUUCUUCUUCAACCCCUUCCCUUCUCCUCAUCAUUCUUCCUUCGUCGUCGUCUUCUUCUGUUCUUUCUCUCCUCAUCCCUAUUCAUAUUAUUUUUCGUCUAGUUUACAUUUCACUAUCCUUUCCCUCUUUGACCUCUCAUCCUUCUUACAAAUGUAAUUCUCUCCUCCUUUCUACUUAUCUUACCCCUUCACUCCGCUUCCUCUUCAUUCUUUUCUCCUACCAGUUCCCUCCCUCUCGUCCUUCUUCUUCUUCUUCUUCUUCUUCUUCUUCUUCUUCUUCUUCUUCUCCUCCUCCUCCUCCUUCCUUCUUCUUCUUCUUCUUCUUCUUCUUCUUCUUCUUCUUCUUCUUCUUCACACGUUGCUUAAUCAAAUAG